Messenger RNA from Oncorhynchus mykiss (rainbow trout), 2175 nucleotides. Its product is annotated as succinate dehydrogenase assembly factor 2, mitochondrial. Gene Ontology annotation, cellular component: mitochondrion. Lineage: Eukaryota; Metazoa; Chordata; Actinopteri; Salmoniformes; Salmonidae. Gene Ontology annotation, biological process: tricarboxylic acid cycle; protein-FAD linkage; mitochondrial electron transport, succinate to ubiquinone. The record is from RefSeq and is a predicted model, not a curated record.
CGAGGAGUGCAUCUUUCAAAUAUCUCCGGUGUGAAUCAGGCAUGAUAUUACGACGUUUUACGAUAUUACGAUUUUUUUUUUUUAGCUAUCAGCUAAAUAAUAUAUGUUGUUACAUACGUGAAUAUAUAAUGUAAAUGUGUGACAUGUUGAUACAAUUCAUAUUGUUUAACAUGCAUUUCAAGAAUAAUUUGGAAUAAGUAAUAAUUGCCCUUACCAAUAUGGCGCCAAUUAUUUCCCUAAGCUAGAGCGGACAUUUCUUGCUGUGCUCCCCUUGUAAUUAUGUGACUGUCUUUGGCUAGCAGGGACUUGUAUAAUUUUAGGACACUGGUUACUCUCGAGUCAACAAGAACAGUUACAUCAGGAUUCAGCAGUCACAAGGAAGAAAGACACAAUGCUGUCUGUUCUCGUUGCUAAAAGACUGGUAAGUGGGGUAUGCCAGGAGUCAUUGAGACCAGCUGUGGUAGAACUAGUAACUACACGGGGUUACAAAGGAGAGGCACCUGAUGACUCUAGGGGUGACAUAAUUGAGAUCCCCCUGCCCCCCUGGACAGAGAAGGAUGGUGAGACCAUGGACAUCAAGAGACGGCGCCUGCUCUUCCAAAGCCGAAAGAGGGGCAUGCUGGAGAAUUGCAUAUUGCUCAGCCUGUUUGCCAAACAAUAUCUUAAUACAAUGAACGAGCCCCAGUUAAGACAGUAUGACAGACUGAUCAACGAGCCUAGCAACGACUGGGACAUCUACUACUGGGCAACAGAGGCCCAGCCUGUACCUGAUGUGUACGCAGGUGAAAUCAUGGAUCUACUCAAGGAGUUCACAAAGAACAAAGAUCAGGAACAAAGGCUGGAUGCACCCAACCUGGAAUACCUGGACAAGGGGAGCCAGUGAAGCCUGGCUGACACAUCCCUCUCAGGGUGUUUUCACAUUAUAGUCUUCUUUAAAAUAACUGAUCUCAGUCCUCUUUAAAGUGAACUCUGAGGGUAAAAAAAUAAGCAAAAGAUCUGUUCUCUUUGUAUUCACACUGCCCUUACCUUUGAACGAGGACUUAACUCCUGUGCCAGUUCACUUCACCUAUUUUGUUGUCUGAGUCCUCUUUGCAUUCACAUUACUAUGUUUAGAAAGGAACCAAUAUCUUUUUCCAACAUUCAUUCAAUGCACUGUGGGUUUUUACAAAGUGCAGGACAAGCCAUUCCAUCAGAAUAUGCUAUCGGACAGCUAGAUACACCAUAUACCUACUUAUAUUUUGGAAGCUAAUAGAUUGCAUUUUGUUAAAAAUGAGACAAUAAUUAGAAGAUACUAUUAACAUGUAAAUAUUAUUGGUAACAUACUAAAUUGCAGAAUAAUUACUGCCGAUAAGAUAAUGCUGUAGAACAUUUUACACCCAUUGUAGGCCACUGCCCCUUUAAGAGGUAGAAUUGAUUUUCAACCCUAUGUUGUGAUUUUUACCAAAUUAUGUUAUCGUCUCCUCACACUAUUCAAACCCCACAUUCGAAUAAACAGCGUAAGAAGCUCUUAGCAUAUAGGUCACAUAUUGCAAAAAAAAAAAAUCUGAACUAAAAACUAAACGCAUAUUAUGGCAUUUCUGUGCAUCCUUGACAAUCGCUAAUCAAUAUCCUUAAAUAGCACAUGCCCCCCCCCUAAUUUAUCUAAUUUGUGGCACCAAUGCGAGGGGCAAUUGCAGGGAAAACGGUGUUGCUGCAGUCUAGUGUGUGGUGCGGGAAUAAUGACAAGCGAAUCUGGGGAGCUUUAUGUUCACAUAGCCUUAAAAAGGGAGCCGGACCGUGGAAUUCAUUCGAACCGAACUCAGACUACCUCUCGAAAUGGUCUAAGUUUGCUUCGGGGGCUCUAUGAGUGGUCUGAGUUCCUUUGGGGGGUUUCAGACAAUCAGACUGCACUAAAAAGUAAGCGACACAUUUUUUUCUGAAAAGGACCAAGUGUGAAAACACCCUCAGAGAAUGCUAAUGAUCUCAAUUUAUCAGAGAAAUGUACCUCCUUGACAAGGAUAAUUCCUACAGCUACAUGCACAUGCAUCACCGGCCUUAUUCAUAAGACCUUCAACACAAAAUGAAAAUAAUGACUGUAGUACACGGAUGUGUGAGUUAACUAUACUGAACAAAAAUAUAAACGCAACAUGUAAAGUGUUGGUUUCAUGAGCUGAAAUAAAAGAUCCCAGAAAUGUU